Prunus armeniaca (apricot) is the source of this 315-nucleotide messenger RNA. Lineage: Eukaryota; Viridiplantae; Streptophyta; Magnoliopsida; Rosales; Rosaceae. The record is from the annotation of a GenBank genome assembly.
AUGGCUAGCUUUUUUAUUGCGAGUUCCUUUGCCAAGCACAGGCCGGCGAGCAAUGCCUCGUACUCUGCCUCGUUGUUUGAGGUCGAAAAGCCAAGCGUAAUAGCUUGCUCCAACAAGGUUCCAUCCGAGGUGAUGAUGACGACACCUGGUUCAGCUCCUUUUUGGUUCGACGCUCCGUCUACGCACAAUUGCCACAUGUCUCUGGGUUGGCUAGGUUCAACGGAGGUCCCGUCUGCUUUUGAACUUUUCUUCUUUUUGUUGACCAAUUUCUCUUCUUCGGCCGAUGGGGUGAAUUCUGGUACGAAGUCUGCUUAA